This is a messenger RNA of Salvia hispanica, 1311 nucleotides long. RefSeq lists its product as uncharacterized. Gene Ontology annotation, cellular component: nucleus. Gene Ontology annotation, molecular function: DNA-binding transcription factor activity; transcription cis-regulatory region binding. NCBI's taxonomy places the organism in Eukaryota, Viridiplantae, Streptophyta, Magnoliopsida, Lamiales, Lamiaceae. Gene Ontology annotation, biological process: response to stress; positive regulation of DNA-templated transcription. The record is from RefSeq and is a predicted model, not a curated record.
UUUACAGUAGAAACCCUUUCAACAGCAGCAUUCACACUCACAGUCUUCUUCAUUGGGUAAACACACCACGAGGCAAAUUCAAAUCAACCAAACCAAACCCCUCUCUCUCUCUCUAAAAAAAAAAAAAAAUUUAUUCGAUUCCAUUUCCCCACCGCUCUCCGCGACCACUCACCAUGAGCGGCGCUGCAGUCUCAGACCCCAAUCGCCCCUCCCCCGAGGAAAAUCGCGGCGGUGGAAAGAAGGGGAAGGGCAAGGGGGGACCGGACAACGCCAAGUUCCGCUACCGCGGCGUGCGGCAGCGGAGCUGGGGGAAGUGGGUGGCGGAGAUCCGCGAGCCGCGGAAGCGGACGCGCCGCUGGCUCGGCACGUUCGCCACCGCCGAGGACGCCGCCCGCGCCUACGACCGCGCCGCCGUCAUCCUCUACGGCUCCCGCGCGCAGCUCAACCUCGGCGGCGGCGGAGGAAAUUGCAGCGGCGGAGGCUCAAAUUCGCAAUCGACGUCGAGGAGCAGCUCGUCGUCGUCCUCCGCUACCACGACGGCGGCGCAGACGCUCCGCCCUCUCCUGCCGCGGCCGUCGGGAUUCGGCCUCAUGGCGGCUCCUCCUCCUCCUCCUCCGCCGCGGAUUGCAAAUUACGCCGCGCAGUACGGGUUGUACCCCAACGUACAAUACCCUAACAUUUUCCCCCAAAUUUCACCGGAUUUGGGGGUUUCUGAAUCGGAUUCUCAAAUUAGGGCUAAUCCAAACCCUAACACUCAAAAUUGCCAAAUUCUGCAGCAAAAUCAUAAUCCGAAUCAAAUUCAAGCUCAAGAUCAAAUUCAGAUUCAGAAUACGAACAUUUUGCAAGGUGGAGGUGGAUUCGAUGAGAUCGGCUCGCUGAUGUCGAUCGCCGAGGCCGGCUCGGCCUCGGCGAUAUCGGAUCCGACGGCGGUGAUGAACGGAUACGUGAGCUCGCCGUCGUGGCCGUUGAUUCCGGGCGAGGACGAGUAUCCGGAGACGAGCAUUUGGGACUAUGGUGAUCCGUUUCUCUUCGAUAGUAUCUGAGAAAUUUAGGGUUUUGAGAUUGCAUGCAAAUAUAGAGGGUUUUGGGAGAUGAGAGAUGAAGGGAGAUUAUAUGAUUAUGAGAGAAUAUAUAAAAUAUAUAUAGUAUAGUAUUGUGUGUUUGUAAUUUAUUUUAUGAGGUAAGUUGCAUCAUGCAUGAGAUUUGGAGGGAUUAAAUUUUUUUUUUUCCUGCAUAUUAUUAUAGUAGUACUACUAUUACUAUGGUUUAGUGGAAGAGGGGAGUAUGUUUAAGGAUUAUGUGUUGAAUUCU